GUGUAGUAGUUCUGAAUGUCGUCGCGAUAUUAAUUUUUACGGAUUUUCAUAAUGGUGAGGACAUUUUGAUUCGGUGAGACUUAGAUCGAUACGUCCGGGUCGGGUCUAGUCUGUAGCUGAGCCUAGCUUUGUGUACAUGUCAGCGAAAAGCAAGUAGGGACAGACAUGACGACUGAACCGGCGACGCCUAGUCAGGCGGACGCCAGCACGGCAUUCCUUCGCGCCGCGCGCGCAGGUCAAAUUGAUAAGAUCAUCAGUCUGCUGGAGCAAGGGGUUGACAUCAACGUUAGCAACGCUAACGGCCUGAAUGCAAUUCAUCUUGCAUCUAAAGACGGACAUGUGGAAGUAGUGAAGGAGUUGCUGCAGCGCGGGGCGUCGAUUGAUGCAGCCACUAAGAAGGGCAACACAGCCCUGCACAUCGCAUCACUCGCUGGACAAGAAGCUGUCGUACGACUACUUGUGCAAAAUGGGGCUCAGGUCAACAUCCAAUCGCAGAAUGGUUUCACUCCUCUCUACAUGGCAGCACAGGAAAACCACGAUGGUGUUGUCAAAUUUCUACUUUCCAAUGGAGCUAACCAGAGUUUGGCUACAGAGGAUGGCUUUACUCCCCUGGCUGUUGCGAUGCAACAAGGCCACGAGAAGGUAGUGGCCGUUCUCUUGGAGGCUGAUACUCGAGGCAGGGUCCGUCUUCCUGCGCUUCACAUUGCUGCCAAGAAAGAUGACGUCAAGGCAGCUAAUUUACUACUAGAGAAUGAACACAAUCCAGACGUAACGUCAAAAUCCGGUUUUACACCUCUACACAUCGCAGCUCACUAUGGAAACGAGGCAGUCGCCCGUCUACUCCUGGCUAAAGGAGCUGAUGUCAAUUGUGCUGCUAAGCAUAACAUCUGUCCCUUGCAUGUUGCUGCUAAGUGGGGAAAAGACAACAUGGUGUCUCUCUUAUGCGAUAAUGGGGCUAACGUAGAAGCUCGCACUAGAGACGGCCUGACACCCUUGCACUGUGCAGCACGUUCUGGUCACGAGAGAGUGGUGGAAGCCUUGUUGGAUAGAGGAGCACCUAUUACCAGUAAAAGCAAGAAUGGUCUAGCACCACUCCACAUGGCUGCUCAAGGUGACCACUCGGAAGCCGCCCGUGUCCUCUUGGGUCGCAGAGCCCCAGUCGAUGACGUCACCGUGGACUACCUGACAGCGUUACACGUCGCCGCACACUGUGGACACGCUAAAGUAGCUAAAUUGUUGUUGGACCGUAAUGCCGAUGCCAACGCACGAGCCCUCAAUGGUUUUACACCUCUACACAUUGCCUGUAAGAAAAACAGGAUCAAAGUAGUCGAACUUCUGCUAAAGUAUGGUGCAAGCAUCCAAGCUACCACCGAAUCCGGCCUGACACCUCUUCAUGUCGCAUCCUUCAUGGGGUGCAUGAACAUCGUAAUAUACUUGCUGCAGCAUGAAGCCAACCCUGAUGUACCCACUGUUAGAGGAGAAACACCCUUACAUCUCGCUGCUAGAGCUAAUCAGACGGAUAUCAUACGAAUUCUCCUCCGCAAUGGAGCUGCCGUAGAGGCAAAAGCCCGCGAGCGUCAAACGCCACUCCAUAUCGCGUCUCGACUGGGCAAUGUUGACAUUGCAGUGUUGUUGUUGCAACAUGGUGCUGACGUCCGGGCAAUGACUGCAGACCAUUAUAACGCACUUCACAUCGCUGCUAAACAGCAUAACCAUGAUGUUGCCGCGGCGUUAAUCGAACAUAAUGCACCAUUAACUGCUACCACAAAAAAAGGGUUCACGGCUCUUCACCUGGCUGCCAAAUAUGGAAAUCUGAAGGUGGCCAAUCUCUUAUUAGCAAACGGAGCAUCACCAGAUCAGGCCGGCAAGAACGGCAUGACCCCUCUACACAUCGCAGCUCAGUAUGACCAGCAGGCUGUUGCUAAUACACUACUGGAGAAGGGAGCGGACGCCAAGGCUGUGGCAAAGAACGGGCAUACACCACUGCAUAUAGCUGCUCGUAAGAACCAAAUGGAAACAGCGGCUACUCUCCUGGAAUACGGAGCGUUGACAAAUGCAGAAUCAAAGGCUGGAUUUACUCCACUUCAUUUGGCAGCACAACAGGGUCAUACGGAGAUGUGCGCACUGUUAUUGGAACAAAAUGCUGAGGUAGACCAGCAGGCCAAAAAUGGUUUGGCAGCGUUACACCUGGCUGCGCAAGAAGACAGGGUGCCAGUGGCACAGUUGCUGAUUAAGAACGGCGCUCAGGUGGACAUUGGCACUAAGGGUGGUUACACACCUUUGCACAUCGCUAGCCACUAUGGACAGGCUAACAUGGUUCGGUAUUUGUUGGAAAACGACGCAUCUGUUAAAGCUCAGACUACACAUGGCUACACUGCCCUGCAUCACGCGGCGCAACAAGGCCACAUUAACAUCGUCAAUAUUUUGUUGGAACAUAAGGCCGAUGCUAAUGCAACCACUAUGAACGGUCAAACUCCACUAGACAUAGCUUCAAAGCUAGGCUAUGUGACUGUGAUGGAGACCCUGAAGGAAGUUUCGGAGCCUUCCCUCGCACCAGCCUCUCAGGAAAAGUACAAAGUUGUGGCACCAGAGACUAUGUUGGAGACUUUCAUGUCGGACUCUGAAGAGGAAGGUGGUGAAGACACAAUCCUAAAUGACCAGCCAUACAGAUAUCUAACAGCUGAUGAUAUGAAGUCACUUGGUGAUGACUCUCUCCCCAUUGAUGUUACCAAAGAUGAGAGAACAGAAUCUGCUAUGAGUCAUAAGAAUAUUAUGGAAAUAUCUCAUGGUUCUAUGAACGGUCUAGGUUUCCUACCUCAAAGUGAAGUGGUAGUGAAGAGUGUUAGCCGAUAUAGCACUGCACAUGCACCAGAGGGAUAUUGCUACAAUGUCGACCCGACUUUGCCCAAGAAAAAGUUACAAUGGAAGAAUUUCCUGGUAUCAUUCCUCGUGGACGCUCGUGGUGGAGCGUUACGCGGGUGUCGAGGUGGAGGGGUCAGGGUUAUUGUACCCCCUCUCUCCGCGCAACAGCCUACCAGAAUCACAUGCAGAUAUUUAAAACCUUCGCGCAUAAACCACAUGCCACCAUUGAUGGAAGGAGAGGCUUUAGCAUCAAGGGUCUUGGAGAUGGGACCUAUUUCUUCCAAGUUUUUGGGGCCAGUUAUACUAGAAGUACCGCACUACGCAUCCCUCCGAGGCAAGGAACGGGAGAUUGUUAUUCUUCGUUCAGACAAUGGAAGUAGUUGGAGAGAACAUAACACAGACGCAACAGAUGAUGUUGUACAAGAUAUACUGAACGAGACUUUGGAAAUUGAAGAUACAAGCGAGGAAGAAAAGAGUUGGGAAGCAGCUAGAGUGACGCGUAUUUUAACUCACGACUUCCCACAGUACUUUGCCGUUAUAUCGCGUAUACGACAAGAGGUGCACGCAAUUGGGCCGGAAGGCGGCAUGGUUUCAAGCUCAGUAGUACCACAAGUACAAGCGGUGUUCCCACAAGGGGCUCUCACAAAGAAAAUCAAAGUUGGCCUACAGGCUCAGAUAAUUGAUUCGGAACUUACCGCGAAACUUUUGGGACGAGGCGUAGCAGUUUCUCCUGUAGUAACAGUAGAGCCUCGCCGCAGAAAGUUCCACAAAGCUAUAACUCUUAGUAUGCCAGCUCCAAGGCCGCAUACUCAGGGCAUGACCAAUCAAUACAGUACAUCAUCAGCGCCAACAUUGAGGCUUCUUUGCUCCAUAUCAGGGGUAUUUCGCAAAAGAUCUCUCGAAGGAGGAACGAACCGCGCUCAUUGGGAGGAUGUUACCGAGAACACGCCGCUGACUUUCGUGAAUGAUUGCGUCUCAUUCACAACCACAGUAUCAGCUAGAUACUGGCUAAUUGAUUGCAGACAUGUUGAGGAUGCUACUAAAAUGGCUACGGAAUUAUACAGGGAGGCAAUUCACGUACCAUUUAUGGCCCGUUUCGUAGUGUACGCGAAACGUACGGAUGAAACACAGGCUCAACUACGAUUGUUCUGCGUCACAGAUGACAAAGAGGACAAGGCAUUGGAAAGGAUUGAACGGUUCAUCCAAGUCGCGAAGAGUCGGGAUGUAGAGGUUCACGAAGGUAAAUCUAUAUACCUAGAAUUUGGUGGAAAUCUGGUACCAGUAGCAAAAUCUGGGGAGCAGCUCUCAAUACCAUUCAGAGCGUUCCGAGAGAACAGAUUAGCUUUCCCAGUGAUGAUCAAGACCCAAGACCUAGAGCCUAUUUGCCGAUGCCAGUUCAUGAGGGACCCGAAGGUGCCUAAAGGAGAACCUUCGCCGACACCGAUCGCAGUAUUAAACAUAAUGGCUCCUGACGACAUACCAGCCGAGCGAAUAUCUCCAGUACAAUCUGACAAUUUGCCUCGUCGUACUGAGGAACAGGAGAGGAUAUGGCGACAACGGCUUAGUGAUCCAAGAUUAGAAGACAUAUGUAAUCUCCUGGGUAAGGAUUGGGUGGCACUUGCGUAUGAAUUGGGUGUAAGUGUUGCCACUGUUAAUCAGAUACAGGCAAAACGUAUCACUACAUCUGAGCAGGCGCAACUUAUGCUCAAAUUGUGGAAGACUCAAUCUGGGACCAAAGCCCUAGAUAAUUCAUUAGAAUUGGCUCUAUGCCGUAUAGGCAGAGACGACAUAAUCGCAUCACAUUCAGAAGGAAUUAACGAGCGAAGAAUUCAACGUAAUAUUUACCAAGAGAGACAGGAGUCAGAAGAAAUAGAGGCAUAUAGAGCUGAAGAGGACAACAAACUAAAAGACAUCAUGGAUGACAGUCAAAUAUCUGAGCGUACACAUACAGAGGACAUGGAUCAAGACGAAGCGAAAUAUUCACCGGAAGAAAAAUCAUUCGUGGAUAAGAGUGAAGUUGAAAGAACACCUACACCAAGUGAAGAAAGUGAAGAUGAAGAUGUAAAACGUAGUGUCGCUGAGAGAAAACAGCAAAUAACAAAAAAAUUAAGUUCUAGUAAAGUACCAGCAUCUAAGCAAAAGAAAGAAAUUCGCGAGGAGAUAAUUGAAAUUAAAACUCAAAUAAAACCAGACAUAAAAAAAUUCCAUGACAUAGAACAACAGGUAAAAGAUAAGGAACCUAAAUUAGAAAGAACUCGUUCAAAAACUUCGCCAGAAACUACUGAUGCGCAGGAACAUCAAGAAACCGAAACUGGCAAAGAAAUCAUAACUGAAAAGAAAGAAGAAGUCAAGGAAUUUAAAACAGAGCCGUUUAAAAAGUUUGACCCAUCAUCACCGUCAAAACCAACACCAAAACAUUUACAAAGGCACAUGCGCAAUGAAUCGAUGCGAUUUCCAUCGGGAGAUUUCUCCAAUAUUAUUAUAACUCCUAAAAAAUCCUUAACUACUGAAACCACUGAAACAAAGACGUCAGAAACCAAAGAAACUGUAACGAAAGAAAUAAUUUCUCAAAAAGAAAUAGAUAGAGCUAGAGUGGAAGAAAAAUUGGACGAUGGCGAAAAAUCACCUGAGCUUGUAGAGGAGAAGGAUGUAGCUGAAGCCACAUUAAGGGAUAAAAUAAGUGUAUUCGAGACGAAAAUAAUAAAAGAACCACAAGUUGAUGCGAGUCAGACAGUAAAAUUAACAAAAGAAGCUCUCAAAAAACACACAAUGGAGCAUGAUCAAAAUAUUGAAUACACACAUGAGUUUGUUCGAGAGCAAGCAAAACAAUUAGAAACGGAAAAACAAGAGACUCAAAAAACUGAAAUCUCUUCAAAAGAAGUUGAGACUGUAAAAUCAGUUAAAGAAACCAUACAAAGGUUUGACUCAAAAGUAAUCAUAGAAGAUAAAUCUAAAGCCUUUACAAAAUCAACAAGAACCGAUUCAACAAUAGUACAAGUAUCAUCAGAAGAAGACAGUGAAUUUUUGAAAAAAUCCACUGAUUCUGAAACAGAGACAGAAUCUCAAACAACAAUUAAAGCCGAAAAAGAUAAAUUAAAAAAAGUUGACAUGAGUAAACAAAUAUUUGAUAAAAAGACAGGAUUGAAAGAUAAACUAGAUAAGGAUCAUGACAGAAAGGACGAUAAUGAUGAUAAGCCACUUAUUUCUAUUAAAGGAAAAAUUGAAAAGCAACUUACUGAUGAGUUAAGAAGUAAAGUUAGUGAAGAAGAAAUUACAGAAACGUUUGAAGAAAAGGAUGUAUCAGUAGAUGAAAGCAAAAAGAAGGCUGAUACUCAGCAAUCCGUUACAAGUUUUAAGUCUGAAAUAAGUAAGACUAAAACAGACUCUGGAGAUUCUGAAGGACCAGAAGAUCACAAAGCAUCUGCUGUUGAAAAACAGGAUUCGUUGGCUGAUUUACAGCAAAGUACUGAAAAAGAUGUUAGCUUCAUUUCACAGACUGAGUCUAAGGUUUACUCUAAACAUAGAAGCGAUUCACUAGACGAAAGCUCACAAUUUUCGGAUUUAGAGGAUCAAAUUGGUAUGAGUCCUGCUCAUAAGCCAUCUCUUGAGAAGGUUGAGGAACCAGAAGAAAUUACUUCAGAAACAAUAGAAUCAGCUCGCUUGCAAACGCAAGAAUUUUUGCUGUAUGAAACUCAAUACACUUCACAAACACAGGUUGUUUCAAUGGAACAUAAAGAGGCUGUUAAGAUUCCUCCUAAAGAAUCGCCUGUUAUUAGUGCCAAGGCACGGCAGUUUAUAGAAACCGUUCCAGAAGACGACUCAGUUCAAGAAUGUUUCUUCUCAAAACGUAUUUAUUCAGACUCAUUAGAGGACUCUGAACACACUGAUUCGCGGCGCCAUUCAGAGGCCGAAUCAUUAAAAUCAGACCAGUCUGAUAUGAAAGCCAAAGUUUCUUCAUCUGACUUUGAUGAGAGGGCAGAAUACGAAGAAACAGCAGAUUCAGGUAGUGGAUUCGGAGAUGAGAAGUUUGAGGAAAGUGUAGGUUUUACCUCCAUGAGAAUCGACCCUAAACCAUUAGAUUCAGACAAGCAAAGUUCAAGCACUAGUGAAGAAAAAGAAGUAGAUGUUGUAUUUAAAAAAAUGACCCCUAAAAGACAUUCAAGAACUGAAUCUGUUUCAAUAUCAAAAUUAAGUGAUUUGAUGACUGAUUCGGAACCAAUGAAACUAAAACAAGAAUUUCAAAUAGUUGUCACUGAAGCCGAAGAAAUUGACAAAUCAUUUGAAAAAGAUGAAGUAUCUGAUAAAAUUUCUUCAGAAAGUAGCCGAGAAAUUGAAAUGUCUGAUAGAAAAUCAUCGGAAGGAAUUUCAGAUAAAAUAAGUUCAGAAGAUGCUGUAACUGACAAAAAGUCAUCUUCAGAAGAUCAUAAAGAACGUGAACAAAUUCUAGAAAAAGAGACUACGAAAUCUGUGAAAGAUAUUAUAAAAGACUUUGAAAGUACAAAAGUGGAACUUAAGGAAGAUAUUGCAGAUCUUGAUACUAAGCGUCAGUCUGUAGCAUCAGCAGAAUCUGGGUCAGUGACUGAACUCCGGUUAGAAGAAAAACGACCAUCUGACGCUCGUAGCCUGACAGAAUCGAGAGAUUAUACCUUUGAGGAGUCAGAGGAUGAUAUCGGAACACAGGGUACACACCUUGACAUAAAAGACAAAAUGGAUUUAAAAGACAUCGAAAGCAAAAAGUCACUAGGUAAAGAAGAAAUGCCAAAACUAUCCAAAUUAAUACAUGGUGAUUCCUUAGAUGAUGUUGAAGCUUUUCCUGAAGAUCAUGUUGCAGAUUAUGUACAUAAACUUCCGCAUAUAGAAGAAAUAAGUUUGGAUAAAAAAAUUACUAGUCAAUUCUUGGCAAAAGAACGAGAGGAACAACUGCAUGAAAGCACUAUUAGUACAAGUAAACAGUCGCAAGAUGUUACAAUUGUUUCAAAAGAUGAAUGCCAUGCAACAUCUGAAAAAUCCUUAGAUAAAUUGAUUCCUAUUGCUAAAGCAACAGAUACAGACACUUCUACCCAAACAGAAAUAAACAUUGGAGCAGAAGGUGAAAAAAUAACGACUACUACGGUUACCGAAGUGAUUAUGUCAGAAACUGGAGACAAAACUACAAAAGUAACUGUAACAGAAAAUACUAAAUAUCCAUCUGGCCAAGAAACUAUAACUACCAAGGUUUCAGAGAAUGUUUUGAAAUCUACAAAGGAACAAGAACAAUUUAUGACAAGUAACUUACAGUCUGUAGAAAUAGAGGAUGAAAAGUUAGAAAGAAAACAUGAAAGUAUUGAUACGCAUGUAGAUACAAAGAUUGGCGAAGCAGGAGAAAAUAUAACUAUUACUACUACAGUUAAAAAAAUUAAAACAGCUUCAGGAGAUGACAUAGUCCGGACUACUAUAACGGAAACAACUAAACAUCCUUCUGGUGAAGAAUCUGUUUCUACUAAAGUAACGGAGUCUAUCACCUCACAAGAACAAAUGUUUAGUACAGUAUCAGUGUUAAGAAAACCGGAAUUCGAAAAACAAAAAACCCUUAAAAUGGAAAAAGAUACUGAGGCUCAGUCUACUCAUACUGAAGUAGAUAUUAAAACAGGUGAAACCGGUGAGCAAAUAACAACUACUACAACAGUAGAACUUACAAAAUUGCCAUCUAGUGAAGAAAUACAAAAGACAACAAUAACAGAAGUUGUUCAAUAUCCUGAUGGCAACCAAACCACUUCAACUAAAGUUUCGGAGAGUAUACAAUCUAAAAUAUAUACUGAAGAAUUAACAUCAAAAUCUUACAGUGACAUUGUUGUGGAUAGUAAAUUUACAGAUAAUUUUGACGAAAUUAAACAAAAGAGAGCACAUGUCAUUGAACCUAAAUUUGAUGUAACUAAGAUAAGAACUGAUACUCUUAGUAAACUUGAAAUCGCAGAAGCUAUGGGUGAUAUAAAAGAAACAAAACAGUUUAUACCUAAAGAUUUACCUAUUGAUGAUAUUCCGGAAAUUUGUAAAGAACAAAUCAAGCCAGUAAUUGAUGAUAUCUUACAAAAGGGAACAAUAGCAGCAGCUGCAAGUCGGAGUCCUACAAUUGAAAAAGACGUUAAAAGCAAAGAUGUGACAGAAACAGAAAAAAGAAGUUACGACGCAAAAGUUCCUCAAAAAGAUGAACGGCGACAUUCUUGUAUCAGCCCUGCUAUAUCUCUCGAACGAAUAGCAGAAUCUGAAAUAGAAGCAGAGGAAGAAUACUCAAAAUCAAAGAAAAUUACCAAAUUUAUCGAACAUAAAUCUACUGGGGAACUAAAAAAAUCUGAUUCUGCGAUGAAGGAAAUGGCGGAUAAUAUUGAAAUUAUUAUUAAGCAGGCUUCUGAAGAAGUUGACUUGUCUUCUGAAGAGGCAGUAUUUGAGAAAGAUGAAUCAUCUCCACAAGAAAUUACAGAAACUACAAAAGAAUGUUCUACUGAUGACCUCAAAAAAAUUAAAGAAAAAACAGGUAUUGAAGUACGGGAAAAAUUGCAUAAGGGUAUUAUAAUAGAAGAAUGCAAAAUUAUAAAAGAAAGGCCAGCAUUGAUGAAAUCUUUAUCAAAGGAUAGUGGUGAAAUAGUUAUUUUACCUAAAAAGAAACAUGCUCGAACUUUUUCUGUACAAAGCUCCCCAGAUGAAGUGGAAGAACAAAUUUAUACAGACUCUGAAUCAGAUAUGGAUAAAGCAAAGGUAUUAGAGAUUAUAGAACCGACAUCUGAUAUGGAAGGUAAAAUUAUCGCUACUAGUUUUGAUAUUAGGAAGGUUAAAACUGACUCUCUAGAUGAUGCUGAUGACUUUCCUGAAAAAGAGAGCGAAUUUUUCGAGGAAGGGAGAGAUAUUGAAGAUCCAUUAACUUAUGAAGAAGACAAAUUGUGUAGAAAACCUGAUGGUCCAAGUGCUAGUCAGUUCAAAGAUCAAACAGAAGACAAAACACAAGAAAAAUUUGUGAAAAAAACUCAUUUUGUAGAUAGUAUCCUGAGAUCUGAUUUGGUUUCUAAAUCGACAACAGAAUCGUCUGUAACCACUGUUGUGUCUACAUUAACGAAAUCUUCGGAUGAAGAACUAAAGUCGGUUGUAGAAGACGGUACAUCUGCCGAUUUUUCUAAAUUAAGUGGUGCCGACUUAAUGAAGGACUCUUCUAAAACGUCUCUUGAUCACAAAGAUGAUUAUAGAACUGAAGACCAAUUUGAUGACCGUGCAACUCCUGACUUAUCGAAAAAGUCUUUAGAAUUAACAAAAGAUUACUCCAAAUCAUCCAUUGAUAGCAAAGAUACCUCCAGAGAUUUUGCAACAAAUGAAUUAUCUAAAGACUCAACUGUUGAUUUAACCAAAGAUUUCUCGAAAGCUUCAAUAGAUAGCGUUAAAGAAACUCGUUCUAUUGACGAGAAAACGUUUUCAGAAGAUCAUUCAUCCUUGGAUAUUUCUAAGACAUUGGCGUCUGAUGCAUCAGACGGGGUUAGCAAAGAAACAGAUGACGACAAAUCAGCGUCUAAAUUUGCACAACAAACAUCAAGUUCCUCACAUGAAACUAGCAGGUUCUUUAGUGAAUAUGAAGAUAAGUUUGAUAAAACAAAAACAAUAGAUACAUCUGAACAAAGUAAGGAUAUAUCGUGGUCAUCUGAGCAGGCAUUUAGUCAAUCUAAGACUGAUAUAGUAUCAGAUAUAAAAGUGACAUCAUCGAAAGUUACUAUAGACAAAGUCACAAGUAAAGAAACAGACAAACGUGUAAAAAUAGCCGGUGCUGAAGAUGCACUAAUAGAAGUUCAUGAACAAGAUAUCGAUGAGUCUACUAUUGAUGAGGAAACUGAAAUGAGAGAUAUGAAAGAAUUAAACAGGAGAUGUUCAAACCUUCUUGAAGAUAUAUCAGCGCAGGGUGCGUUGAUAAGGAUUGAUUCAAGUCAUGUAGCACAUGACCUUGUAUCAAAACUAUCAAAGACUCCACCGCCAUCUCCUGUGGAUCUUACAAUUCGUGAUAAAGCGAAAGCUGGUGAAAGUUCUGGCGACAAGCAAUCCGGGCUACAACUAGCAGGUUCGGAGACGACGUACCUGGAUGCAAGUAGACAGUCACCGAGAGCGUCCUCUGGCGGAGAUAGUUUUAUUAGUGAAACAGACGCUCAUCAAAGCGAUGUAUUAUCUGAUGCAACCAAAGUACUCAGCGCCGCCACUACACCAAGAUCACCGUCAAAACAUUUAGCUGAUAAUUUAGCUUUCGUAAAUGUUGAUAAGCCGACCAUAACGAGUGGUGCCAUGGAAUUAGUUGAUAGGACUAUUGAAAAAAGUAUCGACGUCAUCGAUCAAAUUAAAAAAGAAAAACUUGCUGUUAAGAUGGAGGAAAUGCAGAGAUCAACAUCCACCGACACUUUUUACACUGAAUCUAGAGUAGAAACAUCUACUUCAUCUUCAUCAGUACAUAAAACUGUGGAAGGAUCACAAUUAGUGUUUCAAAACAUCGAUCCAAAGGCAGUUAUGACUGACAUGAUAAAAAAGUUCGGAACUACUACUAGUGAGUUUAGUACUGUUUUAUCACACAAGGAAACCGAAGUGAAAAAAAUAUCUGGGCAAGAAUUUUUUUCUGAAACAAAGCAGGUUUCUUCCUCUGACGACGAUUCACUAAUUAUAAAAACGCAAACUAGUCAUGAACUAAGAGGACAAGAGCACGAAAUAAAGGAAAAAACUAUAAUUCGAAGAGAUGGAGAACAGACAGAAACAUCGCAAAAGAAAAUGGAAAGAGCACAUGAAGCAACUGCAAAAAGGUCUGAUACUGAAACAAAAACUGUUUUUAAAAGUACGGAUGAUACGGAUAUAGUAAAAGUAGAGAGGGAAUUUACAGAGCAAGGCUUGUAUAGUGGAAGGCAAACCAAGUCGGAAGAGCGUAUGACCGCACUUAAAGAUGAAACGGUUAAGAAAAAACAUGAGGUUAAAAUAUCUGAACGAGACUUAUCGCAUGAGCAAUGGGGAAAAGAAUAUUUUACUCAACCAGGUGAACUGGAGGAUAUACAUGAGGUUGAUGACACAAAAACUAAAGUAGCAUUUGUAGAUUCGGCUCUAAAGAUAGUAGAGAAAGAUGAAGUCGUAUCAAGCGUUGAGGUAUCAGAGAAGGGUAAAGUAGUGAGUUCGAAAGUAGAACAUCACAAAGAAGAAUCUAUUAUAGAGAGUAAAGAACAUGACGAUUUAAGUUCUGAUGCAUCACAUGCACCUAGUUUUAAAAGUGAAACUGCAGACAGACGUGGCUCCACAGAAGGAAGUCCUAAAAGUAAAUCAAAGUCUUUCAAAAAAGACGAUGAAACUUACGAAGUAAAUUUUAUCAAGGAAAUACGAGUGUCAACUUCUCCAGUUAAAAGCACUUUUAGUCGAACUGGGAGUCAAGAUACCCAUUCAGAAUCAGAGAUAGCUCCCGAAUUGCCCCAUGAUGCAGAUACGCCUAAAAAAGAAAAGGUUUCUAAAUCACCAGUGAAAAUUUCCCAAAAUCAAAUAGAAGAACAAGUGUUAUCUAUUCAAAAAUCAGAAACUGGGGAUAUUGAAAUUGGAUCUUCUAAAUCUACCGUAAUUAAGUCAGUUGAAACUACAAUGACUAGUGAUAGCGACACCGUGUUUGAAUUAAAAAUAUUGGGUGAAGCUAAAAUGGACAAUGCUUCUCCAAAAGCAACUAAAAUAGAUAUUGUAUCACCAGGGGCCGUAGAGAUCUCAGAAGAACAGAGUACUUCGAAGGAUAUUAUGUUUAAAUCUGCAGACAGCGUAGAUACUGAAUGCAUGAUUAAAUCUUUAGAAUCACAUGAAGGUGAAAUCUUACAAAAAUCUAUGGAUUCAACUGUUAGUGCUGAAACCUUACAUCCAUCUGACUUUUCGACAGAAGCAGACUCAGCGUUUCUUACAGGAACGGCAACUGAUCAUAAAAAAGAGGAAUUAAAACUAACCAAGGAAAAAAGUAUGGAAGAUAUUUGUAGCAGUGGCUACGAUACAGACCUCUCUUCUGCUGAAUUUCAAGCAGCAAAACAUGAUAAAGAGAAGAUUGAUCUAGAUACAAUUAUAUCAAAUCAACCAUUAACUGAUUUGUCUGUUUUAGAAAAAACUAUUGAUGAAGUAAAACAGUCACUUGAAGCCGCCCAAGUGGAAAUUAUAAGCGAAAAAAGUGAUGGUAGUAUAAAAUAUAAACAAUCGCCAUCAGAAUUUCAAUUUAAAAUAUUAUUAAGUCCUGAUCGACCUGAAGUUAUAACAGAGGAACCUCAACAUAGUGACGAUAUAGCUGCUAAAAUAGUAGUAAGAGAAAGUGAAGAAAUAUCCGAAAGCAUAUCACAUAAGUUAAGUUCUCAUGAAGAAUUUAGUUUGUCAGAUACUGAAAUGAAAGAAACUAUUGUCAUGAAGGAACCAAGCCCGCCAUUAGACGCCGAUGUUUCUAUUAAAUCAGAUAGUGGGCCUCAUUCUAUUUUAGAAACUGAAAGUGAAAUUAUGUCUGAUAGAGAGUUGUCAUCUAAGGGAAGUCCGGAAGUUAAGCUGCGAGUCCAAAAGCAUAUGAAAUCGAAACUAGGUAUCACUGAAAGGCGUUCAGCUUCAGACAUUGAAGGGUGGUCAAGUUCUGGAGAAAGUCACUAUCAAAGUUUCGAACAUUCAGAAAGUAGACCUUUGUCGUCUGAUAUUGAAGUUAUGAUGACAGCACAAAGUGGAACUGAGUUUGAAACAGCUUUAACAAGUCAUGAUAUCUCAUCUCAAUCUCUUAGAACUUCGAAAGACUAUUACACAGCAUGCAGUUCUCUUGCGUCAAGGGACAGUGUGAAAAGCUUAGAUUCGGAUGCUUCCAGCCAUGUAGCAAGCAUCGAUAUAUCUGAUGCAUCAGAAACUUUAGUUCCUUCGGCGAACGAAUUAAAAGAAGAAUUAAUGGAAAGUAGUACAUAUGUAGAACAAUUUCUCCAUGAAACUGAAAAGGAUCUUACAAAAAAAGUAAGUGAAGAGGAUGAUGACCAGAACGGUGAUGAAGAUAAUUAUAAGGAAGAUGCAGAAGAACCAAUUGGCAAAAUGAAAAGAUCACACGAAAUGAGAUUUCAACCGAAAGAUAUGAUACCAGAGCAUUUUCCUUUAGAAACCACUUCCGAAAGUACAGAAUUUGAUGAGGACUCCUUAAAAGAUAAAGAAGGUUCAGAUACCACUAUAUCAAGUCAAUUGAAGACAGACGAAAUUUUAUCAUCUUCAAUUUCCAAGUUAGACAUGUCAUCGUCACAAUCACAACUAGACUUAGAUAAAGAAGAAGUCCAAGAAACUAUAAGUAGAACUUCGUCACGUUCUGACCAUGCAGUUCCAUUUUCUGUUACAAAAAUUGAAAGAACACAAAGGCAGUUUGUUGAUAUUGAUAGUGAAAUAAUUCCAGUUGGGUCUGCUGAAUAUCAACAAAUAGAACAGUUCGGGUGUAUUAUGACUGACUCUACAACAAAGACUUCCAAAGGAACUACUGUAGAAAAAACCGUUGUUCUAAGUGAUUUAAGUUCUACUCCAAAUAUUGACGUUUCAACAUCCUCCAUAAUUGAAGUUAAAGAAGAAUUUGUUAAAAAAUCAGUGCAAGAUAUUGGUGCUAUACCGUUUUCACUAACUGAAAAGCCCCCAAGUACACGAGAAUUUGCCGAUGUUGAAGAUGAUAUAAUACCUGUUGGUUCCAAACAAUAUGAGGAAAUAUUAAAGUCAAAAAGUGACUCAUCAGUUCCAAAAACAAAAGCGGAAAAAUCUAUUUUACCGGAUGAUGAUAGAUUAGAGAGCAAACAAAGUUCGGCUUCCAGUUUGAAGACUCAAGAAUAUAUUUCAACACCACAUACCCCAUUAUCAGCGCCCAGUCAAAGCUCUAUUUCCACUGACAAUGGGCGUGAAUACAUAUUAGAUGAUAUUUAUGAUAUAUCUGAAGCACCAGAACUUAAAUCUGAUGUAGUUACUGAAAGCAGCAAAUCUGAACUUGUGGUCACAACAGACGAUAGAACGUUGAAACAUUAUGAAAAAGAACAAGAUUCACCUACGAGUGAUGAAUUUGAAAUGGUUGAUAAACCAAGUGAAAUGGAUGACUUCGUGGUAAUUGAAGAAGUUGCCAAAGAAGCUCAGGAAACUGAUCCAGAGGGUAAAAGCUUACAAAUUAAGACGCAGAAAUACGUCGUAAGACAUGAUACUGAGGUUGAGGACUAUCUGUCAAAAACUACUAAAAAGCAAGAAAGUACCAGCAGUACCUCCGGGUCCUCUGAUGAUGACAUGCAAUAUGAAAUGGAACAAAGUAGAUUACAAGCUCAGGAGUUAGCAGAAAUUGAAGCUGGUAAACGCUGGAUACAGAUGCAGUUUGAAGGAGAUCCACGUUACGAUUAUGAAAGGAUUCCUUUAGAGGAUAUUAAAGAAGAAGAAAUGACAGAUUUCGAUGCUAGUCGUAUUGGAAGUUUAAGUUCCCAAAAAGAAUCAAUAGGCAGUUAUGGUAGUUUUAGAAAUUCCUACGGAAGUUUAUCUGAAUCGGAAAUGGCCUCGCGUAUGAGAUUUAGAAUAAAAGGAGAAAAUGAUGAUAUAUCAAUUAGCUCUCUCCAAGAGUUUGAAAACCUAGAAAGGGCUUUAAUGGAACAAUAUCAACAAAACUCCUCAUCUUCUCAAGAUUCAUUAAAUGGUUCUUUACCCCGUCGGUAUAUUUUAAGUAAAAAUCAAGGCGAAGAAAUAGAAAUUUCUAGUCUAAAAGAAUUUGAAGGACUUGAAUCAGCUUGCCUAGAAGCCCUUAAAGCAGAACUACUUGCUAAGCAAAAGGAAGCUCUUCUCUUGGCGGACCCUAAAGUUGUUAGUGGUAGUUUCUUAGAACAAGAAAAACGUUCUUAUGACAGUAGUUCAGAUAGCAGUCCACCUUUAAAAAGUGGUAGUCCAGGCCCGAAAUCUGGGAGUCCAUCUCAAAAGAAUGGAAGCCCAUCUCAAAGGGUUGGAAGUUAUGGCAGCCCCUCACAGAAAUUAUUAGCAGAUUCGGCGGCUAUAAAAAAAUUAAUUGAUCAACAACUAGCUUUAGAACAGCGUAUGCAAGAGUCACGACCAAAAAUAGUAACUGUUAAGAAGUACGACGACAAAGGAGCGUUCUUUGUUCCUGUUCCAGACCCUGAAAUUUCAGAACCCAAAGCAACGGAAGUUAUUGAAGAAUGUGCGAAGAAAUCUUCUUUCGUCUGUGCAGCUGCACCAAGUGAUGGUUCUGCUGAAUCCAUUCCUGGUGAUUGCGAAGAAAUGAUGAAAAUUUUAGAUCAAGAAGAAAAGUCAAAAGAAAAAAUAUCUAACACAUUACGUGAAGGAGGCGUGAUCGAAGUUGUUAGAACGACGACUGUCAUUCAGCAGCGCUUUGUGGAUGGAAAGAAAGUAUCAGAAAGUGUAACCGCUACAGAAAGUGAGGGUGUUGAUAUUCCAACCAGAACAUACCAUGAAGAAUGCGGCAUGUCUCUUAGUUCUGAAAUGUCUUCAUCUUUAGCGUCACAACCUUCGGAAAUGGAUAGUUUAAUGACGGUGUUAGACCGGCAGCACAGUGAAACGGAAAUAGUAUACUCCCGACAUAGUGUGACUGUAUCAGCAGAGAGGCCUGAAGAUUUAGAUAUCUCUAGAGAAAGUAGUGCAAUACGUGAGCUAUCACCCUCAUCCGGGAGGUCGGUAGCUCACAGUAUUGUGUCUGGUAAACACUUUACAGAUCCAGCCAGCGGUUCUUGGAGUGUUCAAGACGAAGAGUUAAGUUCUUCUGGAAGUUUUAGUCGAGCCCGUGCGGACUUGAUGCUUGGAAGUACAGAUAGUUUGGAAGCAACAAGCUCAAACGCAACUCGAGCUACAUACAACUAUGAAGUUGAUACUCCGAUGACUGGGAGCCUUACAUCUGGAGCGCUACCACCUCCAGGAUCGAACACCAUGGUAUCGUCCCUUGAUACCCUGGACCCUGUCACCGCGGUUCAAAUGGAAAGCCUCGAACACCAAUCCACUAGUGAGCAGUACUCACACUUUGAGGUCCAUGAACCGGAUUCAGAUACUGAGAGAUUGGAACUUGAUGGAAGGAUCCCAAAGACCAAAGAGAGGACGAUAAUGUUCGACAGUACGGACACACUAAGUGCCGUAAGCGCUGAUAGUUCUGUAAGAGAAGCAGCCGUUGAAGCUCCAGCUGCAACCUUCUAUAUCGGCGAUACACCAAUAAUGCGAGGAGAACACCAAGAAGAAGAGGAUCAGCCGACAGUUCUUUCUGGCAGCUGCCCUGCUUCAUUGCCACCCACCACUACUUCGACACCUAUACCUGCUCAACGAAGCUGCUAUUGUUUAAGUCACCCCCAAGACAAGACUGAAAAAUAGAUCCUUGACGAUGAUCGCAAAGCCGCCACACUCAAGCUUAGAAGAAGAGGCAAAGAAGUAAAGAAAAAGACUACUGUUAAUUUUUAAAAUUUUAACAUUAUUCUAGCCAUGAAUUGGUGAAGCCAAUAAUAAAGGAAUAAAAUUAUAUCGAUAUACAUGCUUAGUUUAGUACCAUCGACCAAUUACUACAUUUCAAUAUAUCCCUUGUGCUUUAGUCGCAAUUCGUAUUGAAUUUAAUAAACAUAUGGAACGAUUAGUUCAAGAGUGAUCAAUGAUAAUAUCCCUUGAAGUUCAUCAAGCACUUUGGGCGUAAGUACAUAUGCUUGAGACAACAUAAGUAAUAUCUUUGAAACAGUAAUAAUAUAUCAUUAAAUUUUAAACAAAAUUUUGUUCCUAUAUUAUUGGCCAGCAAGCUUUAGUAUUUUUGAUGCAAAGCUUUAGCACUCUUCAAAACAUUUCCGUCAACAAGACUAUAAAUUCAAACUAUUGUGGAGUUAUUACACCCAAGAUUUUGAUCCCAAUGUAACCGUAUUUGUAGUUCAUGUAUCAUUAAACUAGACUAAUAUUUUGGUACUAACUUUUGUACUGUCGGGUUCCGACUGUCCAUACUCGACCUAUAACUGAGAUCCUGCAGCGUGCUUAAAUAGUUUUAGUAGAUUUUUUAUC
Molecule: messenger RNA, 17874 nt
Organism: Pieris napi
Lineage: Eukaryota; Metazoa; Arthropoda; Insecta; Lepidoptera; Pieridae
Product: ankyrin-2-like
Exons: 54
Coding region: 166-17208 (5680 amino acids)
Biological process (GO): signal transduction
Molecular function (GO): protein binding
Source: RefSeq, a predicted model, not a curated record